Molecule: messenger RNA, 1920 nt
Organism: Penaeus vannamei (Pacific white shrimp)
Lineage: Eukaryota; Metazoa; Arthropoda; Malacostraca; Decapoda; Penaeidae
Source: RefSeq, a predicted model, not a curated record
AUGGGCAGCGGCGAGGGCGUGGAACUGACGGUCCUGAUCACGCGGUGGCGGGCGGCGGCGAGGUCGGGGCGAGCGAGGCUUCGAAGCUCCUGGUUCACUGAGUCGCUCUCGGCCAUCAGGGAAGCCGCCCUCGCCACCAACCUCUCUCCCUCGCGGCGCCUGACGGUCAUGCACGCCUUCAACAACCUCCUGGCGUCGAAGCUCCAAGAAGUGCUGAUCCGAAGUGUCGAGGACGUGCUGAAGUGGCUGGGGAGCGAGGAGGAGCCGUGGGUCGGGCCUCGACUCAAGCUCUACCUCGGGCUGGAGGACAACGAGGUGUGUCUCCGCCCAGACGAGUCGGAGCUCUACUCGGCCUUCACGGAUCUCUUCAAGGAGUUCGACGAGUGCGUGCAGCUCUACCGCGGGACGUGGGACGAGCCUCGGCCGCCGAAGGUCCCGAAGUGGAGGCAGCGAGCCGCGACGAUGGGUCCUCCGGGAGAGGAGGACGUGGCUCCUCCGCUCAGGCCGCUGGAGCCGCGACGAGAGACGUUGGUCGUCACGCUGUCGGAGCCGCAGUGGGACAGCUUCCGGUCCUGCCUCAGCGCCAACAUCAGGAGGCGAUUCGAGAAGGCCGGCGAGUUCCUCACGCAGAUCGGUAACUCUGGCGGCGGUUUGGCCACGGAAUGGGCGCCGGUGCUGCAAGGCAGCGUGAGGCAGGAGGUGGACGCGUUUCUGCAGCAGGACGCGCAGCUGGAGGAGUACGCGGGACAGGUGCACCACUACUCCUCCUACGUGGAACAGGCCAGCCACGUGCCCACUUCUGCCAUGCUCUUUGUCUUCAGACUGGAGUACAAGUUCCUCCGGCAGAGCCUCUUGUCCGUGACCUCGACCUUCGUGUCCGUUCUCAAGGACAGACUCAUUGCUGACCACCGCGAGACGACACAAAGCCUGAAUCAGCAGUUCGAGACGAUUCACAAACGGAUCCAAGUGACUCCGACUUCGACCGACGAACUCUUCAAGCUGAUGGAGUACGUGGAGGAAGUGAGGAGGAUCACCAUCCACCGCCUGAUUGAGGAGGUGCAGGAGAUGGUGGCCAGGCUCAAGGUAAUUUUGGAUGUGGUGCAUCUGACUCCAGACGACCUGAACACUACCGCCGCCGUUAUAACGUGGCCCACCAAACUGAAACCUGUUGUUGAUCACGCUGUUGAGUCUUUAGAGGACCUGAAACAAGAAUUCGAAGAGACGCUGGUGGAGAGAGCGGGAGAAGUGUCCCACACCCUCGAAAGGAUCCAGCAGUUCGUCACCGAGUUGGAGGAACUGUCCGACGUCGCGCAUGUAAACAAAUACAUCCGGGAAGUGAGAAAACUCGAAGGGCGUCUGGAGAAGGUGAGCACCCUGGUGUCGUGGGUCAACCAGGAGGAAGCUCUCUUCAAAUUCCAGCUCUCCUCUUUCCCUCUCCUGUCGGAGCUCAAGGAGUGCCUCGUGCCCUACGACGAGCUCUUCACCCUGGUCAUGAAGUGGCGGAAGUACGAGAAGCACUGGAUGGAUGGCGACUUCACGAGUCUCGACCCGGAAUUCAUCGACGUCGAGACCGAGGAGUUGGCGAGCCGCUUGUCCUCCUGCCUCGAACUGCUCCCUUAUCGCCCCCUUAUCGCCUCCAGGGAGCUGUUCCGCCUCCGGAAGGCCUUCAAGAUGAAGUUCAAGCAGCAGGCGCUGGAGGGCGACCCGAGGAAGGCCCGCAUGAACUUGGACGACCCUAAUCCAGAUAACCUGCCGGGGCCGCUAAGGGUGUGCGCGCUCGCCCUCAACCAGAUCAAGGGCUUCAAGGAGCACCUGCCCCUCGUGUCCGUGCUGUGCAACAAGGGGCUGAGGGCCAGGCACUGGGAGAACCUCAACAAGGCGGCGGGAUUCGACAUCACGCCCAAUGCUGGCACCAGGUGA